AUGUAUCUUUCACAGGGAACAAGAUCGUCGAUAAUAAACGCAAACAUCACCAGGAUAAGGAGAGUAGUCCCUUUGAACCCAAGACAAACCGCACUUCUCGAUGUUCAUAAUGCUACAAAAAUCAACGAUGAGAUUUUAUCGUUAGCAGAGAGUCAAAAUGUGAUUCCUGAGAAAAAUAGCGUUAAAGGCAGGUUGGACCAACGAGUGGAUCAAUCGAGAAUUGUGUUGGUAAACGCUGGUGAUGUAAAAGGGUUGGAAAAUUUAAAGCAUGUUCUGUCUGUCGUUGAAUACGAACCGCAGAAAAUUAGUAAGAUAGGAAAAAGGAAAAUUGCGGAUUCUUAUAACAUCAAUCCUGAUACCACAGUUGCCAGCCGCGAAAGCGCGAGUCCAGCAACUCCAGACGUUACGAACACUUACUACGAAGUACCACGAACCGACCAACCCAAGAAACUCGUAACAAUACCGCAAUAUAAUUCCAGACCCAACCAAGGCAGCCAGAAACCACUUAAGAUCGAUUCAAAAUCAAAAUCUCGAGACCCAGAGCACAUAUACCGAGUCACAGUCUCGAAAGCAAUCAAAGGAAAGUAUUCUAGAACUCACUCCGUAAUUACUACAACACCUUCCGGCAACGAUUCUUAUCCGGCAAAAGUUAGUAGACGGAAGAAAAGUCGCAAACGAGUGACGAGUAAACCUGCACAGCAAGUAGAAUCAUCCAGCUUCACUGAAAAUACCGAAAAUUAUCCUAAAGAAUUCCUGAAGUCCGGAGGAUUGACAAGGAACGAAAAUAAGAAUAAAUCGAGGAGAUUAAGUUUACAAGCCAAGUUACCCAAGUACGAUAUUGCGCCAAGACCAUUUUCCAUAAGCAGAUACUCUAAAGAAAGCCAGGAAGACAAUUUGGAGAAAAUAAAUGGUAAAGAAAUAGCGUCUGACGAGAUUCGAAGCAUCGGCGAUAGAAAUAUUCGUCGAAAUACUGCGAAGAUAGAUAGUGGCCACUCGAGUGGUUACAGAAAUUCUUUGCCUGGGUUAAAUAAGAAAUUGUACGAAAGGAAAGAUGGUGAAGGCAGUUCGACGAUCCGAGUGAACGUGAAAGAUGGUCCUCUGUCUACCGAUGUUCGAAAAUCUUUGGAAUCUGAUGUCAAUAGAGCCAGUGUUCCUUACGAGGAUUCUCAGAUCUCCGAAGAAAAUGGUUCUUUCGAAGAUAAAAGUUCUAAAUCUGAUGUUGAUAGGCAUAGUCAUAAAAAUUCCCAAAUCUUUGUGAGAAAUGACUCGUUGGAAGACGAGGCCUCUGUUAAUCAUCGCGAGUCUUCUAAAUCUGAUGCUUCCAGACAGAAACACAAGAAUUCUGAAAGGAAAUAUUCCGACAGAAAUGGUUCUUUCGAAGAUAAAAGUUCUAAAUCUGAUGUUGAUAGGCAUAGUCAUAAGAAUUCCCAAAUCUUUGUGAGAAAUGACUCGUUGGAAGACGAGGCCUCUGUUGAUCAUCGCGAGUCUUCUAAAUCUGAUGCUUCCAGACAGAAACACAAGAAUUCUGAAAGGAAAUAUUCCGACAGAAAUGGUUCUUUCGAAGAUGAAAGCUCUACCGAUCAUCAGCCAUCUUCUAAAUCUGAUGCCGAUAGGCACAGUCCUUAUAAGAAUUCCCAAAUCUUUGAGAGAGAUGACUCGUUGGAAGAUGAGGCCCCUACUGACCACCGUGAGUCUUCUAAAUCUGAUGCUUCCAGAGCCACAUAUAAAAAUUCCGAAAGAAAAUAUUCCGACAGAAAUGGUUCUUUCGAAGAUGAAAGCUCUACCGAUCGUCAACAAUUUUCUAGACCCGAUACUGUCAGACUCAGACAUUAUAAAAGUCCUCGAAGAAAGUUCUCUGAAAAAGAUGGUUCAUCCGAAGGUGGAAGUUCAGCUAAUGAAUCGACAAAUGGUAAUAAUCGAUACACCAGUGGGUCGGAUCUAGGUAAAUCUUCCGAAGAGUCAUCGGUAAUCUCAGCGAACUCGAAUUCUUAUGAAAGCAACAAAACUCCAGCAGUUACUGUUCAUUCGGUAAACCCCAUAGUCUCCACUCUGUCACCUUACACAACAUCCAAUUUACAUUCUAAUAACUACGUUUACUAUCCGCCAUUGUUGCCCACACUGGCACCGACAAACCAAGCUGAGCAAAAUGACGCAAAGAUACAAGAAAACGAUAAGCAAGAUAGUAGAGAAGCUUCUGAUGGUGUGGCGGAAGCUACGAAUAUCGCAAACGACAAAAGCGGGAAUUUGAAAAAGGGCAGGAAAUAUGAAAUACAGGGAAAGUCAGACGAGGGCCAUCAGACUGGAAAUCAUGAUUUACAAAGUCACGAGUAUAUUCGUGACAGUGAACGUGUAUCUAAAGAUGUAAAAGACGAUUCUGAUGGAUUUACGAAGGACGAAGACAAUUAUGGUCAAUAUGCGCAGAAGUAUGACGACAGGGUGGAGGAAGAUGUUGCAACCGAUGGCUCGCAUAAUAACGAGAGUCAUCAGAGUGCAAAAGAGGGUGCAGCGAGUGGCGACGCAGGUGGAAAGGGUGGUGAAGGGAAAUUUGAGAAGGGUGGAGCCACGGAACGCAAGCAAGAGCAUCGUGAGAGCGACGAUGAAAAAGGGGAGAAGGGUUACAAAAGCUGGCACGAGGAGGAGAAAGCUGAUAAGGGUCAUCACGACAAGGAACGGCACAGCAAUUAUUUCGACGAGAAGGAUGGCGCAAAGAAAGAUCAUAAAGAGGAGGGUGAAUACCACCAAGAACACGAUGAGGGCGAGAAAGGUGAAAAAAAGGCGGCAUUCGACGAAAAUGGGAAACAUCAGAAGGGUUACAAUACCAAGGGACAACACUUCGUGCACAAAAAGGAUGAGUUCGAGAAACGAACCGAGUUCUUCGACGAGUUCCACGAGGACGGUGACAUGGAAAACGACGGCGAACAUUAUCACGAGCACAAAAUGUCCAAAGGCGGUCACUACAAAGAAGGUCAUCAUAAUAAAGAUGACCACGAAGAAAUGCAUGGGAAGAAAGGCAAAUACGAGAAAGGCGGUCAUUACGAUGAUGACAAAGGUCAUAAGGUUAAAGAGGGCAAGGAUAGUCACUACGAACAUGAAAAUAUGUAUGGAAAGAAGAAAAAUCAUCAUGAUGGAAAAAAAUGGAUGUAUAAGAAGGGCGAUGGCGGAAAUGGAGCUGAUAAAAAGGGACACUGA
This is a messenger RNA of Bombus pascuorum, 3189 nucleotides long. RefSeq lists its product as uncharacterized. Lineage: Eukaryota; Metazoa; Arthropoda; Insecta; Hymenoptera; Apidae. The transcript has 5 exons. Bases 1 to 3189 code for a protein of 1062 amino acids. The record is from RefSeq and is a predicted model, not a curated record.